Molecule: messenger RNA, 4082 nt
Organism: Siniperca chuatsi (mandarin fish)
Lineage: Eukaryota; Metazoa; Chordata; Actinopteri; Centrarchiformes; Sinipercidae
Gene: cdh17
Product: cadherin 17, LI cadherin (liver-intestine)
Exons: 19
Coding region: 110-2725 (871 amino acids)
Biological process (GO): cell-cell junction assembly; calcium-dependent cell-cell adhesion; adherens junction organization
Cellular component (GO): adherens junction; plasma membrane; catenin complex
Molecular function (GO): calcium ion binding; cadherin binding
Source: RefSeq, a predicted model, not a curated record
AUCCAAUAAAACAUAACUGGUUAACGUUUGACCAGACAGGAUGGGGCUGCUCAGAUCACUCUGAAGUCUGAGCAGUGACUUGCUCGAUCUCUCCAGCAAGACUGUGAUCAUGACACCCAUGGUGCAUCUGUUGUUGCUCCCACUCCUGUUCAGCAUUGCUGCUGGGAAGGAUCUGGAGGAAAAGAAGGGCCCAUUUGAGAACACGGAACUACACGUGCCAGAGGGGACACCAGUGCCGUAUCCCAUACAUCAGUUUCAGGUGACCCAUCCAGGCGUUAAUAAUUUCAGGCUGAGUGGGGAAGGUAAGGAAGACAUUCAGAUUUCAAGGGACGGGUGGCUGUACCUGGAGAAGCCUCUGGACUGGUCUCAAGAUGACCAUUACAUGAUCAUGGUGGAGGCGUUGGCAGAUGAUGAAGUUGUGCAUGGCCCAGUUUACGUGAUCAUAAAUGUGUUGGACAUCAACAACAACGCUCCGUACUUCAACCAGAGUGACUACACAGCUGUGGUUAGAGAAAACAAUCCGGCAGGAGUCCCAUUUACCCGUGUGUUUGCGUUGGAUCAGGACAACCCACAAACUCCCAACGCUCAUCUGACCUACAGCCUGGUCAGCCAGAUCCCCAACAAACACAACAUCCUCCUGUUCCAGAUCGACCCUAACACUGGAGUGAUCUCCACCACAGAAGAAGGGCAACAGGGCAUAAAGGCCAGAGAGGGCAUCCAGUAUGGCAGAGGAGAAGAUCAGAGCAUUGACGCACUGAGGACAAAGUUUAACAACUACUGUCCAGUGCAGCAGGUCCCCUAUGAAGAAAACCCCUUCUUCACCUGUGUGGAGAGAGCAGAAAUGAGGAGGAGGAAUUUUGCCCCCCUGGAGGACCCAGACUACACCCUGACUGUGCGCGUGCAGGACCUGGGAGGAGCGUCGGAGACCGCGCUGAGUGGAAACGCAAGAGUGCACAUUGUUGUGCAGCAAAACCUGUGGUUCAAUCCUGGACCACUAACUGUUAAAGAGCACUUAAAUGAAACUUACCCUCUGGUCAUCGCAAAGGUCCAGUCUAAUGAUCUCAACGCCAUCUACACGUUAGUGCAGAAAGAGCGGGUGCUGAAAUUCCCCUUCCAGAUCACAGAGGAUGGAGAAAUACAUCUGACAGAGGAGCUGGACAGAGAAGACAAGGACAUGUACAUCCUGGUUGUGAUGGCAACGGAUAACAGUGGCAAAGAGGUGGAUCCACCCAUGGAGAUUCAAGUUUUGGUGGAGGACGUGAAUGACAACGCACCCGUGUGUGAAAAUGAGGAGAGUGUAUUUGAGGUGCAGGAGGAUGAGCCUCUAGGCGUCCUGAUUGGACAGUUGUUGGCCCGUGAUGACGAUGAAGACGGGACACUGAAUGCUCAACUGACUUACACCAUCAUGUCCCAGAAUCCACCCACUACACCCAACGCCUUCUCCAUUGAGGCUGCUUCUGGAAGAAUUCAGGCAUUGCGCUCGCUGCAGCGAAAAGACCAACAGGUGUAUAACCUCAAUGUCAGAGUCAAUGACCCAGUUUUCAGCACAGAUUGUAAGGUCGUCAUCAAGGUCAUUGACGUCAACAAUGAGAUGCCUCAGUUUGAGAAGAAUGAUUAUGGCAGUCACACUCUAGCAGAGGACACUCCUGUGGGACACACAGUGCUGACCAUCAGAGCAACAGAUGCUGAUGACCCAGACAGCGGCAGCUCCCGUAUCGAGUUCCACAUUUCUGCUGGCAACGACGAUUACGUUUUUGCUGUGGAAACUGACGGCAAAGGUGUCGGCCAACUGGUCAUAGUAAAGCCUCUGGACUUUGAGUCCUCUCCCACCCGCAAGCUCCAGAUUGAUGCUCGUAACCCAGAGCCACUGAUGGAAGGUCUGGAGUACGGCAACGAAUCCACAGCCUUCGUCUCUGUGUCUGUCACUGACGUAGACGAGGCUCCAGAGUUUAGUAUGGACAUCCUGGAUGUGACUGUGCCUGAAAACACCACCAAGGGAUCAGUUCUGCUCACGGUGGAGGCAAAGGAUCCAGAGGGCAAAGAGAUCGGUUUUAAGUUGGACGGUGACACCCAGGGCUGGCUGGAGAUCGAUGCUGCAACAGGACAGAUCAAGACCAAAGACAAGCUGGACAGAGAAACCCUGGAGACCUUCAAAGUCACCGUCACUGCAUUUGAGAAGGGGAACCCGGAAAAGUAUUCAGAGCGUGUCGUGUCCGUGAGGCUGCUGGAUGUGAACGACAAUGUCCCCAAACUGACAGAGACCCAGGCCUUCAUCUGUGUGGCGAAAAACGAACCCAUCAUCAUCAAGGCCAAAGAUGGAGACAGCGCCCCCUUCUCCCAGCCCUUCACCUUCACCUUGGGUAACGGCAAGAAAUCUCCCAACUGGGAACUGCGCAGCAUUGACGGUACAACAGCUCAACUGACCCUCAAGAAAAAAACAACUGAAGAUAAAACCUUCACACUCCCCAUUAACAUUAAAGACAGUGCAGGCAUGGGAGUCACACAGCCAUUUGAGGUGAGAGUAUGUAACUGCACAGAGCUGGGCUACUGCUACAUGGCACCAGAUGAACGUGGCUUCAAAUAUGGAAUGGGAACCACCAUCGGGAUCCUGGUCGGCACUAUGGGAUUCUGCAUUAUUCUCUUCAUUAUAGUGAUCAAUCGCAUAAAGAAACAGGGCAAGAAGAAAGUCCGGACUGAAGAGGAAGAGAGGAACGCCAUGAUGUAGAGACUACACACACACACAUUUGUACUUCUAUACUUGCGAAUAUACUAUACUCUCUGACAUAAUGCAUUCAUUCAUUGUUAACCGUCACAUCCAUGUGCCUAACCUGAACCCUUACUCUAUUUUAACAUCUGCUCAGGGACAACAGAUGAAAAUUAGACUUCUAAACUAAUUCUGGCUCAUUUACUGUUUUUUUUUUUUUUAAAUAAAUAAAUCAAUAAACCCUCCCCAGCACAACAGCAGAGGUGAGGACUGGACUUUCUAAGAAUGUCCUCUUUCUCAAGAUCUAAAAGAUGAAUUCAUUCUCACAAAGAUAGAUGUACACACACACACACACACACACACACACAUAUUUACUUUAGCUUAUUUUAUUUUAUAUACAAGAGGGAGUUAAGCUUGAUUAAUAAGUUGUGGGAAAUUUUAAUGGAUAAGACUCAGCAAAACGGCGCUGGGGUGACCAAGAACAUGCUUUCUGAAUAUGUUAAACAUAAAUGAUAUAAUUUUGGAAAAAACAUAAUCACAGAAUGGUAAAUGGGAAAUGUUAAAAUGGAUGUAUAACCAAAUAUCAGGUAUGAAUAAGACAAAUGUAUUCAGGUCUCACUAUAAAAGACAACUCUCAGCUGACACCAGAGACGGCUUUAAAUGGCUAAAGUUACUAACAAACGACAGGAAACGUCUGGUUUUAAAGGAGAUUAGAAAGACGCUGAAACUUAACGCAUAAACGUAACUGGAUCCUCACAGACACUCCAUGAAGGGCAAAGGUGAGAAUACAAGACACUUAAUUACUGACACUAGAUGCUGAGAAAACAGGAACUAGCCAGAAUACAUACACACACAUAGGACAGUGAGUUGGUAUAAAACCGUAUGUACUCUGUAUUGAUUCUUCAGUUGUAUCUCGAGUUCGGCUCAGCUUAUUGUGCCAUAAAUCUACAAAAAGUGGACCGAGGUACUGUCUGCCUCUCUUCCUUGUGUUUUGUUUGACUAAAGUUUAUUGAGUGUAUUGACAAAGAACAUCUUCCACAAAGAACUGUGCAUACUUAAUUAAACUGUCAUGCUAAUCGUGCAUUUAUAAAGCUUGUUAACGUAAUUUAUUUAAAUUUCACUCCCAGACUCAGGUUGUUUCAUUAGCAGUUUCAUCAUCUCACAUAAUUCAAUUCUUUACCUGAGAGCUUGUUUUGUUAUUCUCUUCUGCUUGAAUGAAUGUUGUGCGACAGCUGGAAGUAUCUUUAAACCCAGAAUGUCACUGCUGUCACAGUGCUGUCUGUGUAAUGAACAUUACUGUGUUUAUUUAAUAAUGAGCAAUUACUGCUCUGUUUCCCAAUAAACAAAGAAACUAGGAACCAGCUUGGUUUUCACAUCA